Molecule: messenger RNA, 577 nt
Organism: Hydractinia symbiolongicarpus
Lineage: Eukaryota; Metazoa; Cnidaria; Hydrozoa; Anthoathecata; Hydractiniidae
Exons: 8
Coding region: 92-436 (114 amino acids)
Source: RefSeq, a predicted model, not a curated record
CUCUCACUCAUUAUAAAGAUCGAAGCAAGAUUUUGUUUAGUAGUUUCAGCAUUUGCUAGGCCAGUUGAGGUUGAAGAUUUGUGAAAGAAAGAUGGACUACAAGUUUUUGCUUUGCUUUGUCUUCGUGAUAGGUGUGGUGUUUGCAGACGCAGAUUACAAUCCCAGUUACCAGGGAAUAAAUAAUAACCCAGGACCAAACUACAAUCGCGAUUAUCCGGGAUACAAAAUACCGGAGUAUGCAGGACCAAACUUCAAUCGCGAUCAGGGAUACAAAAUGGCGGAUUAUGCAGGAAAUCAACCUGGUCAACGCUUUAACGAGUUCGACACUGAUGACGAAGCAGAAUUGAAUUUGGCGGAUUAUGCACGUGAUCCUCGACCAAGACCUGGCUUUUUGCGUCGUCGAGAACCAGGACGAAGAAGAUUUGGGAAGAAGUAAAGAGGGACAUGGCAAUUGCACUUCGUUUUUUAAUGCACCCUCCAUGGUAGAUGCUUUUUAAGUGCACCAUCUUUGUUGAUAAUAUACACUGUAAUUUGGAAUUGUAGAAACUUAUUUUCACAAAAUAUAUGUUGACUGGAA